This is a messenger RNA of Rubroshorea leprosula, 2421 nucleotides long. Lineage: Eukaryota; Viridiplantae; Streptophyta; Magnoliopsida; Malvales; Dipterocarpaceae. The record is from the annotation of a GenBank genome assembly.
GUGAAAGAACCACCUAUCUCUUCCGUCCCCUGUUCCUCUACAACCCAACACCCACAGUCCCUUUUCACCUCUGUCUAACCUACGCCUCUCUCCUUAUAUCAUUUCCCAAUUCCCACCUCUUAUCCUGCGCACCCUUUCACAUCCCUUAUGGUUUGAUCACCUCUUUGUCAGGACAGAUAUAAAGAUUACACCUUUGGAUUCAAAGUGAUAGCCAAGCCAAUUUGGGAUAUUGGGUGAGAGAGAACUGGGUUAAGAUUUUGGGUUUUGGGUUUUUUAGAUGAGGGAUGUCUGAUAUAUAUAGUUAGAAAGAUUCCACCUUUUGGGUUUUUGGAUUGGGAUUUUCUAGCGGUCUCUGUCGAAAGUGAUCGUCUUUUUUUAAUUUCUUGAUUCAUACUGAUCUGGACGGUGGAGAAGACGUCUGGGUCUAGAAUUUGGGUUUUGGGUCUUUCAAAGAGAGAUGUCUGAUGCUUCAGGCAUUGAUGAAUAUGCUUUCACUCUGCUGGAAGCCAUUCAGGCAUGAGGGCGUGACGUCCGGGGAGAAUUGCGUGCUUGGUGGCGGUGGUGCGAUAGAGGGCAAAGAUGGGUUGCUUUGGUUUCGUGAUAUAGGGAAAUAUGGGUCGGGGGAUUUUUCCAUGGCCGUGGUUCAAGCUAACAAGGUGCUAGAAGACCAGAGCCAGAUCGAGUCUGGGCCGUUUGGGACCUUCGUCGGGGUCUAUGAUGGGCAUGGUGGACCCGACGCUGCCCGCUAUGUUUGCGAUUACUUGUUCAGGCACUUUCAAGAAGUAUCAGCUGAGUCCCAGGGAGUUGUGACCACUGAGACCAUCCAAAGAGCUUUUGGUCAAACAGAAGAAGGGUUUACUGCCCUUGUGUCAGAGUUAUGGAGCACUCAACCACAUAUUGCAACAAUGGGGUCAUGUUGUCUAGUCGGAGUGAUAUUUAAGCAAACGCUCUUUAUUGCGAACCUUGGAGAUUCCCGUGUUGUGUUGGGAAAGAAAGUUGGCAAUACUGGAGGAAUUGCUGCCAUUCAGUUGUCAACAGAACAUAAUGCAAACAAUGAGGCCACACAACAGGAACUCAGGGAAUUACACCCCAAUGAUUCUGGAAUUGUUGUUCUUAAGCAUGGAGUGUGGAGGGUAAAGGGCAUUAUUCAGGUUUCUAGAUCUAUAGGUGAUGUUUAUAUGAAACAUGCACAGUAUAACAGGGAACCACUUGAUGCAAAAUUCAGAUUGCCUGAACCCAUGAACAUGCCUAUAUUGAGUGCCAAUCCGACUAUUGUCUCUCAUGCUCUCCAACCAAAUGAUUCUUUCCUUAUAUUUGCAUCUGAUGGUCUAUGGGAACACCUGAGUAAUGAGAAAGCUGUGGAUAUUGUCCACAGUCAUCAACGGGCAGUAAGAUCUUGUCAUUAUUUUUCAAUAAUUUGUCGUAGGCAAUAUUUCCUGCAUUGAAAUUAUCAUAAUCCUUCUUCUAAAUCUUUAGCAGGCAUUCGAUGGUCCUACAGUCCGUCAACUUCAGUUUUCAAUAUUAAGAGUCUCCUUGGGAAUCAUGAACUGCUUUAGGAAGCCAUUACAUUUUACAUUUGUUGUUGACACAUGAUCACAAUUUUGUUUCCAUGCUGUUGUAUAUUAUAAACUGCAUCUUUCUAUCCUUCUGUUGUCACUGCCUAACUAACUGCUGGUCUUGUAGACUUGUACCAUUGUCCUUAACACAUCUUUGUCCAUACUCUCUGAAAAAUGAUCUAUUUAUGCUAAAAUUUCCCCUCUAUUUGCAUGUGAUUGUGUAUUGAAUUCUAUGUUAUUUUAAAUCAAGUGCGACUCAAGACUCCAACUAGUUUAUUCAGCUAAGAUAGCACUACUGGCUAAGCUUUAUUGUAGCUUCAGUGUUAAGAUCUUUUGUGUCAUAACUCGUGGCUCAUGAACUUCUGUUGAUGCAGGGUAUUGCCAAAAGACUAGUUAAGGCUGCCCUUAAAGAAGCAGCAAGAAAACGAGAAACGAGAUAUUCUGAUCUUCGAAAGAUUGACAAGAAAGUACGCCGCCAUUUUCAUGACGACAUAACUGUUAUUGUCUUAUUCCUGAACCAUGACCUUAUCUCGAGAGGCAACAUGCAAGACCCUCCAAUCUCCAUCCGAAGUGCUUUGGAGCACUGAUUAAGUUACAGCAUCAAGAAAUUUUCCAUCCUCCCCUCAGCUAGAGAGCUCCACUGACCUAUCGAUCAGAUUGCAUUACUGAGAUCAAUACUACUUGUUCGAAGAGGCUUCAAAUUUGUAACACGUUUUGUUUCCAGGAAUGCAAGUAUAUGACUUCCAUUUACUGCAAGAUUCAAUGUAAUACCCAUUACCCCAGUAUAAUGCAAUUCAAUGCAUUUGUUUCUUUAAGUCGUCGUUUGUCUUCUAAUGGUAUCCAUGCAUAAAAUGUCUGAAAAUUU